This is a messenger RNA of Leptonychotes weddellii (Weddell seal), 1156 nucleotides long. Lineage: Eukaryota; Metazoa; Chordata; Mammalia; Carnivora; Phocidae. The record is from RefSeq and is a predicted model, not a curated record.
CAGGGAGGUGUAGGAGAACAGCUCUGCAUUUCUGUCCAACUAGUCAGCGUUACGUCGUCAAGUUAAAAGGAAGGUGUAUUGGAGGCCGCAAUCAUAAAGGAAGAAGAUGGUUAAUUCUAAAGGAAAAAUCACUGACUCAGAUCCUGGAUCCAAUCAUCUGUUACUAAAUGGACUUCCUGAUAAGGCAGGGAAAAAUCAGGACACUGAGCCCGAGAACAGCCUAUGUAGCCCGUACGAGGAGAAGGUGCGCCCCUGCAUUGACCUCAUCGACUCCCUGCGGGCGCUGGGCGUGGAGCAGGACCUGGCCCUGCCCGCCAUCGCCGUCAUCGGGGACCAGAGCUCGGGCAAGAGCUCCGUGCUGGAGGCUCUAUCGGGGGUCGCCCUCCCCAGAGGCAGCGGGAUUGUUACAAGAUGUCCUCUGGUACUGAAGCUGAAGAAGCUCCUGAACGAGGAUGAGUGGAGGGGCAAAGUCAGUUACCAGGACUUCGAGAUGGAGAUUUCAGACCCUUCGGAGGUGGAAGUGGAAAUCAGUAAAGCCCAGAAUGUCAUUGCUGGGGAAGGACAGGGGAUCAGUCAUGAGCUAAUCAGCCUGGAGGUCAGCUCCCCUCAUGUCCCGGAUCUGACCCUGAUAGACCUCCCUGGCAUCACCAGGGUGGCCGUGGGCAAUCAGCCGGCUGACAUCGGACGCCAGACCAAGCAACUCAUCAAGAAGUACAUCCUUAAGCAGGAGACGAUCAACUUGGUGGUGGUCCCCUGCAACGUGGACAUCGCCACCACAGAGGCACUGAGCAUGGCUCAGGAGGUGGACCCCGAUGGAGACAGGACCAUAGGAAUCUUGACAAAGCCUGACCUGGUGGACAGAGGUACUGAAAGCAAGGUGGUGGAUGUGGCACAGAACCUUGUCUGUCACCUGAAGAAGGGCUACAUGAUUGUCAAGUGCCGGGGCCAGCAGGAUAUCCAGGACCAGGUGACCCUGACCGAGGCUCUGCAAAAAGAGAGAGACUUCUUUGAGGACCACCCACAUUUCAGGUACGCUGGCCGCAUUUUCGCAAGGGUGAACCACAACUUGGGGCCUCGGUUGUUCCUGGGGAAAAGGGUUGCUGUCCAAAAGCAGACAUUCGUUCGGAGUCUAUGUGUGAGUGUGUUUGCACCUUGA